Messenger RNA from Rhizoctonia solani, 2457 nucleotides. Its product is annotated as chromatin assembly factor 1 subunit A. Gene Ontology annotation, molecular function: protein binding. Gene Ontology annotation, biological process: nucleosome assembly; DNA replication-dependent chromatin assembly. Gene Ontology annotation, cellular component: CAF-1 complex; nucleus. The coding region runs from base 1 to 2457 and encodes 818 amino acids. NCBI's taxonomy places the organism in Eukaryota, Fungi, Basidiomycota, Agaricomycetes, Cantharellales, Ceratobasidiaceae. The transcript has 5 exons. The record is from RefSeq and is a predicted model, not a curated record.
AUGUCCGUGCGAGUCAAGACACUCGAAAUUCGAUGGCACCACAGUGCCGAGAAGAACUACAGCGAGCCCAUCUAUGCAUGUGACUUCCAGCCCCUACCAGCCAAUCAAUUGAAGAAGCUGGUCGCACCGAGGAUACAACAAGGUCGAGACAGAGAUAAAGAAAAGGAUAAGGAUCUUUCAGGUCCUGGGUAUGGUCAGUGCUACCGACUGGUAACAGGAGGAGGAGAUAACAAUAUCAGAGUGUGGAUGGUAUACCCGAAUGUUGCGGCGCCAGGCCAGACAACACCAAGCCAGCCAUCCCGUGUAGAAUAUCUCGCUACCCUCAGUAAACACACUGCUGCGGUCAAUGUAGUGCGCUUCAGCCCCAACGGUGAAUUUAUCGCGUCUGCUGGUGAUGACGGGAUGCUCGCCAUAUGGUCUCCGUCCGACAAACCUGUGCACAACUUUGGAGACAACGCUGAAGAGCUUCAGUACGAAAAGGAACAUUGGCGACCUCGGGUUGUUGUUCGUGCGACCACUCGUGAAGUCUAUGACCUGGCAUGGAGUCCUAAUGGAGAAUACAUUGUUACAGGCAGUACCGAUAAUACUGCACGUGUACACAACGCUCUUGACGGCACAGUCGUACGAGAGAUCACGGAACACUCCCAUUAUGUUCAAGGAGUUGCCUGGGACCCUCUCAACGAAUUCCUUGCCACCCAGAGCUCAGAUCGAUCUGUUCAUGUGCAUGCGAUAACCACUAAACGAGGCGUGUUCGAAACUCACGCAGUGGGCAAAAACUCAAAAAUGAAGGUACGCCAAACGCGUACGCCAAGUCGGAACCCGCCUCCUCAACCUCAUGCCCCACGCAUGGUGCGCCGACAAUCGAAUGCAAGUGACACUGAAUCGAUCAUGACGUCUGCCAGCGAACGCCCAAGCGAGAUGGAGAGAGAACCCUCAGGGCACCCCGUGUCGACGCCGAAUCAGGGGCAGGGCCAGAAUCAGCAAUCAUACCGGGCGUCAUCCGCCGCAUCUAACACAGCGCCGACCCAACUUACUGCACCACUUACCCCAGCGACGUCGAUUGCGAGCACCCCGGUUCACACGUCUGCUCCAAUGUUCCCGCCUUCAUCAUCACGUCGAUCUUCGAUCAGUUCUGCUGCGGCUCCGUCACCUCCUCAUUCUGCCAUGAGUCGUUACGGCCGAUCGCCAUCCCCAAUGCCCCCGCUCCCUGCCAUACGUACCCCUCUGCCAACGAGUACUAAUACCGCUGCAUGGGCGACAAAACUCUAUGGCGACGAGAAUUUUACGAAUUUCUUCCGCCGGUUGACGUUUAGCCCAGAUGGUGCACUGAUGCUCACUCCUGCCGGACAAUUUGAAGAUCAUUCGCAUGCCCUCGAGAUUGCGGCUAAUACUGGUCGAGCUACCACUCCUACCCCGAGCUCGCGUGCCUCGAGCCGGGCUCCCGACGACCCACCUGUACGACCCAAACGUGAACGCCCACUCACUGGUACAGAUGCCACGGCGCAAUCGAGUGUAUAUAUUUAUGCUCGAGCGGGUCUCUCAAGCGGUCAACAUCCAAUUGCUCACUUGCCUGGGCAUAAACGUGCUAGCGUGGCGGUCAAGUUUUGCCCGUUGCUAUUUGAGCUUCGGCAUGGGGUGAAUGCUCCAGGUGAAAUGAAGCGGGUCUCUUUGGAGAUGGGGAAGGAGCAGGUUGUCCACGUGGAUAUGGGUGCAGGGGCCAGUCCGAGCCCUAGUAUCGGUACUGUCAGCAGUGCGCAACCUCCUUCACCAGCUCCUUCAAACGUAUCCAUGAGUGGACCGGGGUCAGUCCCUGCGACGCCGAACAGUGGAUCAAAGACCCUACCACCCCCGGCUUUCACCGAAGUCACCCCAAAUACCGCUAACAAGCUAUCGACGAGUUCCGUUUUCGCAUUACCUUAUCGAAUGCUUUUCGCAGUAGCGACGCAGGAUAGCGUAAUGAUAUAUGAUACUCAGCAAGCCGGACCGAUAUGCAUGUUCUCGAACUUGCAUUACAGUAGUUUCACUGACAUGGCUUGGGCUCCUGAUGGCCAAUCUUUGAUGCUCGCCUCGUCAGAUGGGUACUGUUCGCUCGUCGUUUUCGACGAUGUACUUCCAUUAUAUCACACUCAACAACACAACUUGCAGCUACAUUCCAUAGCCGCAUCCCAUUCCCACCCUCACCCCAACUCGCGGACGCCCGUACGUCCGUCUGCAUCGCCAGCCGUGUCAACUGUCUCGUUACCAGGACCUGGCCCGCGAACAUCAAGCGGAGGUGUCCUGAAACGUGCGGCAGAUUCAAAUUCUAGCUCUGUACUCCCCACUCCCGCGUUAACCACCACGAACCCUGGCGUUCCCGAAGAAGCACCUCCAGCUGUCGAGCCAUCAACAACUGCACCAGAACCCGUCAAGAAGAAACGACGAAUUGCGCCAACGACCAUUUCGACGCUCGAUAAAUGA